Molecule: messenger RNA, 759 nt
Organism: Acanthosepion pharaonis
Lineage: Eukaryota; Metazoa; Mollusca; Cephalopoda; Sepiida; Sepiidae
Source: the annotation of a GenBank genome assembly
AUGGAUAAGACCUGGGCUUGGGUGUCUCUUAUUCCAACCUUUGGGAUUUGUUUCAUCAGCGGCGUUUUGCAAUUCGCAUCAGGUCUAAUCCGACAGACGCUGCUUCAAAACGUAGAGAAUGGCGAUUUUCAAUACAUCAACUGGAUAUGCUCCGUUUAUUCUGGAUUUUAUAAUUUACUCGGUCCUCUCUCUAGCGUCUUCGUUUACAAGAUGGGCUGCCGGAAGACUGUACUGAUUGGUGGAACGAUUGAAACGUUAGGGUUCACCAGUUCUUUUUUCCGACGAGCUCCCCCUCUCACCUUCGCUGACCACACGAAGCAGCCAGAGCCAGCAGCCCAGCUUCAUCAGCAGCAGCAUCAGGCCGACCAGCUUCAACCAGCAGCAUCAGGCCGACCAGCUUCAACCAUCGGCAGCAGCAUCAGGCCGACCAGCUUCAACCAUCGGCAGCAACAUCAGGCCGACCAGCUUCAAGCAGUAGCCGGCCGACCCAGCUUCAACAGCAGCAGCAGCAGCCGGCUACAUGAUAUGCACUACCCUACACUCGGCUACAUGAUAUGCAAGAGCCUACCCUCGAACUACCAAGCUGCGAUCCUGCACGACAGUCAUACCAAAGACGAACUGACUACACCAGCGCCGUCCGCGUCGAUCCUCUCUCUCCUCAAGCGCCGACGCGCUCUUUACUCAAGUACAGACAUCCAGGGAUCGAUUGGACCUCGAACACCGCUGUUCCAUCGGCCUACCUUCAAGCUGUCGCCUUGA